Jaculus jaculus (lesser Egyptian jerboa) is the source of this 1275-nucleotide messenger RNA. It is a transcript of the gene Spata32, whose product is annotated as spermatogenesis associated 32. The transcript has 5 exons. NCBI's taxonomy places the organism in Eukaryota, Metazoa, Chordata, Mammalia, Rodentia, Dipodidae. Gene Ontology annotation, molecular function: actin binding. Gene Ontology annotation, biological process: spermatogenesis. The coding region runs from base 1 to 1275 and encodes 424 amino acids. The record is from RefSeq and is a predicted model, not a curated record. Gene Ontology annotation, cellular component: perinuclear region of cytoplasm.
AUGGCCAGCGAUGAGGGUAUCAGCACAUUUCCCUGCUGCGGCAAGAACGCGGUGGAGAUCGCGGAGAGACCGACUGACAGCUUCCAGUCCCACCCCCAUGAAGAGCAAGAAGAAAAGGAAACAGAGCUUUCAGCCGAAAACCUUUCAUUGCCAGAGCAGGAGACUCCACACGGAGAAGAGCCUGACCUGGACCCAUGCCCAGACCUGAUUCCAGACCUGAUUCCAGACCCAGACCUGAAUCCAGAUCCACACCCGGACCCAUGUCCAGACCUGAUUUCAGACCCAGACCUGAUUCCGGAGCCACACCUGGACCCAGCCCCAGACCUGAAUCUAGACCCACACGGGGACCCAGCCCCAGACUCAGACCUGAAACCACAGGCGACGAGGAAGCCGGAGGAGGAGAAGCAAUGGCACCCUGAGCCCAUAUCUGAAGCUAAGGUUGUGUGCUACCGAGAAAAGUGGGGGCCGCAGAGCUACAGGAUAGAAACCCUCCAGCUCUACAUGGACGAGCUGUCGUCCGUGCAGAAGAUCAAGCCCUGGAAUAUCAGUGCAAACUACAAACACUUGGAGGAGGAGCCAGUGACCCCCACGUAUUGCUCCAUCGGCGUGCAGACCUCGGAGGACCUCUUCUGGGCAAACAAGCUCAUCCAGACAUCACAGCACAGCCUACAAUGCACCGUCGAAAUGCUGGGUGACAAGAGUCCUCCAGAGCAGAAGUCCAUCCCCCCUACCCAGCCACUUCUCCCAGGAGAAAACACCCAACUGUCACCAAGCCCCCAUGUGCCCUGCGCCAACCUGCCCACAGCCAUGGACCUGAAAGAGCUGAUCAACUUAGCAACCUCCCUGGCCAUGGCCUCCUCUGGUAACAUAGACUUGCCCACUUUGGAGAACCUGAUCAGAGCCUCACUCCACAGGGAUGAGGAGCCCAUCAUCCUCAUCCAGACGUCUGACCAGUCCACCCAAUUUGAACAGUCCACUCAGACUGACCAGCCUGCCUCAGAGAACCAAGAGCUGCCAGAGAAAUUACCUGAAGCUGGGGAGCUACACGAACCUUGGACUUGGGAAAACAGCAGCAUCCCCUGUCACCUAUACUUCAGCCAGCCAGGGGUGAAGAAGGCCACCUUCAAAGGGAAAGUCAAAUUUCUACAGCCGCUGCCCUCAUCAACCCAGCUUCAAGAAGUCAAGGAAGACUCGGUGCCAAGUACCAAGAAAGGGAAUCCAUUACUGCUGAAAAUCCAUUUUAAGCUGUCCUCCCCUUCAGCCCCAGAGAAAUGA